UCCUCUAACUUGUUGUUUUCGAACAACAUCGUCCACGGUUUGCACUACAUCGAUUUUUUGAGUCAAAAUGCUUGUACUCGUUCCGGGAAUCACUGGCAACCUGGGAUUGCAUUUAUUAGACAGCUUGUCCUCUCGUGGGCACCACGUACGCGGCCUUGGUCGCUCUCCAGACAAGCUCAACGACCUGCAGAAAUCAAAGCUCGAGUCUUUCAUUACAAUACAGAACUACUACGACAUCUCAGCGCUCGAUCAAGCCUGCGCUGGAGUUGACGCUAUUAUCUGCGCUUACACAGGAUCUCCGGUAAUGCAGCUCGAUGCCCAGCUACUUUUGCUUCGAGCCGCUGAACGAGCCGACGUCACCCGAUUUCUCGCAGCCAGCUGGAAUUGCGAUUGGAGGCAAUUGCAACUUGGUCAGCACCAGAGCUACGAUGCUAUUAUCGCCUUUCACCAGCAAGCCAAGCUCUCGUCGACGAUAAAGCCGAUCUAUAUGCUGACAGGGGCCCUUGCUGAGGUCUACUUCUCUGUCCCUGGCCACGGCAAUUUCUCCCCGGCUUACAACGGGCCGUGGGACCCGGAGAAGCAUACCAUCGAUAUAUGGGGGACAGGCGAUGAGAAGUGGGAUCUCACCACUGAGCGCGAUGCAGCCGAGUUCUCGGUCGAGGUUAUUCAGCGUGACGACGCCCCCAACGGCGGCUUCUGGGAGCUGCAUUCUGGCGCAUACUCGCCUCGGGAGCUCGCGAACAUCUACAAAAAUGUUAAAGGGAUUGAAAUUGCAUACAACUACCGGGGUACAUUGGACGAUCUAAGGGGGCUCGCCUACUCCCUCAAGAAUCAAAAGCCGUACAAUGAUUACUACAGUUAUAUCGGCUUGUUCUAUCAGCUUUUUCAGCUGGAUGGAACUUACUCACUGAAGAACGUUGGGAAUCACAAGUUAAACGUCAUUACUACGUCCAUGGAGGACUUCCUUCGUCAGAACCCGGACAUCUAGCUGGGUACUUGUAGACUUAAAUUUCGAUUCUC
Alternaria alternata is the source of this 1020-nucleotide messenger RNA. Its product is annotated as NAD(P)-binding protein. The transcript has a single exon. The coding region runs from base 68 to 988 and encodes 306 amino acids. Lineage: Eukaryota; Fungi; Ascomycota; Dothideomycetes; Pleosporales; Pleosporaceae. The record is from RefSeq and is a predicted model, not a curated record.